AUGAGCCGAAAUGGAAGAGCUGAAGUUCUCGAGAGGAUUGCUGAUCUCGUCGCUGAAAACAAGGAGAAAUUAGCGGCUUUGGAAACUGAGGACACGGGGAAGCCGUUGAGCGUGUCUCGAAAUGUGGACGUGUCGCGAGUUGAGGAAAAUUUCCGUUAUUUUGCGGCGAAGUUGCGCGUGCAAGAAAACUCGUGUAGCUCUUUGAAACCAGGUAGGCUAUUAUG
Perkinsus marinus ATCC 50983 is the source of this 224-nucleotide messenger RNA. RefSeq names its product aldehyde dehydrogenase, putative. The transcript is spliced from 2 exons. Lineage: Eukaryota; Perkinsozoa; Perkinsida; Perkinsidae. The record is from RefSeq and is a predicted model, not a curated record. The annotation marks the transcript as partial. Gene Ontology annotation, molecular function: oxidoreductase activity, acting on the aldehyde or oxo group of donors, NAD or NADP as acceptor.